Messenger RNA from Xiphophorus couchianus (Monterrey platyfish), 4896 nucleotides. RefSeq names its product GRB2-associated-binding protein 1-like. Gene Ontology annotation, molecular function: signaling adaptor activity. Gene Ontology annotation, cellular component: cytoplasm. The record is from RefSeq and is a predicted model, not a curated record. Bases 424 to 2715 code for a protein of 763 amino acids. Lineage: Eukaryota; Metazoa; Chordata; Actinopteri; Cyprinodontiformes; Poeciliidae. Gene Ontology annotation, biological process: signal transduction. The transcript is spliced from 13 exons.
AGGGAGGAGAGAAAAGGAGCGAAGGAAUGUCCGAGCUGAGGCAUUGUGUUCGGUUAUCGCAGCAGCAGGGAGAGGAGGGCGUGGCUCUGCUGGGAAGUGGAAACCCACUGAGGAGGAGGCGUGACUCGCUGACUUGGAGAGACUCGGAGCGGCUCGGCCAUGUGGGGAUGAGAUGUGAUAGAUUCAUCUGGAUCACAGGAGGAAGGAAAACAACGCGUAGACGUAAGCUCAUUUAAAUUCCUGGCAUUUUGGAAAACUCUUCUGCUCUGAAAUUGGAUUGCAAACUUAACAUCCUGAUGGGAGUUUGACUGACCACUUCCCCUCAAAUCGAUCUGCGUUGACUCCUCUUCAGUCCCUGAGUGCCUGGUUGACAUCCUGGUUGACAGAUUGGAUAUUUUAAUUUGACACCUGACCCAGUUGAGGAUGAGCGGAGCAGGAGACGUGGUGUGUGAAGGAUGGCUGCGAAAAUCCCCUCCGGAGAAAAAACUGCGACGUUAUGCAUGGAAAAGGCGGUGGUUCGUCCUGCGUAGUGGUCGGCUGAGUGGAGAACCAGACGUUCUGCAGUACUACAAGAACCAGCAUUCCCGGCGGCCAAUUGGGACCAUCAACUUGAAUCUGUGUGAGCAGGUCGACGCCGGCCUCUCCUUCACUAAGAAGGAGCUGGAGAGCAGCUUUGUCUUCGACCUGAGAACCGAGGAGAGGACCUGGUACCUGGUGGCCGAGUCUGAGGAGGACAUGAACCGCUGGGUCACGUCCAUCUGCCUCCUGUGUGGCUUCAACCCUACCGAUGACGCUGCAGAAAGACAAUUAAGGUCCAACUCUGCCUCCACCUCCGUGACUGCAACCAGAGGCACGCCUACUAUCACCAUGGUGAUGGGGUCCAUCCCACCCCCAUACGACCCUGUGAAUGUGCGUCAUCUGGAGCACGAUAGCGGUGCAGAGAAUGACUACCUGUGGCUAUCAAACUGCCAGAGUCACACCAGGCCUGCUUUGGGUUCAUCCACCUCUCUUGAGACGGACUACAGUGGUAACCUCGACCCUCCUCCCUUGGCCACCUACUCCUCCUCCUCUUCCUGCUCUUCCUCUUCUUCUCUUCCUCCAACCAGCCUUCCACCUCCAUCCUCAACCGGGUUCAGGUCGGCUCCUUGGACAGUGGUCGCCAUGGCGAGCCCCCUCAGCCAGUCCCUGGACGCCACCAUGACUUCCGACUUCCAGAAACGAGCCGCCCGGUCUCACGGCCACCCCUCCCCUCAUCCCAGGAAGCACUCCUUAGAUUUCCACCUGCGUCCAGCUGCCAUAACACUCAGCGAUGACAACCGCCCCAACGCUCAUCCUUCAAGCACCACGAGUGGCUACCAGGUCCCCCGUCCAGCAUCCACCCCUCAGCCGCCUCCCCCACACCGGCCCUCUUCUACGCCUAGCGUGGACUCGCUAACUCAGGCCGAGCUCCACGCCGCCAUCCCGCCUCCUCCUCCUCGGCCGCCCAAGCCCCCCACCGUCACACUGCAUGGAGAGAUCGCCGCUGUUGACACAGGGCCUGGUGCACCACCAAGAGCCAACUCUGAACCAGAGAGGAGAGAAGAAGGCAUCAACAGAGGAGCGCUGACAAAAGGGAGCGAAUCUGUCUUCAUUCCUCGGCCUCAGUCUGACAGAGCCACCAUGUUUGAGUUCAGCGAGAGCUUCAACACCUACUUUUUUAAUAAAGGCAUGGUACCUCUGGGAAGCCUUUGUUCUGAAGAUGACGACCUGGAUGAAAGUUAUGUUCCCAUGAGCGCCUCCACCAAUGAGCCACCGGUUGCACCGAGGGCUAAUCCAGGGGGUCCAUCAGACUUUACUGCUGAGCUCCAAGAUGGCAACUACGUCCCAAUGACUCCAUUGACCUCCUCCCUACCUGCUUAUCCCAUUGCUGCUACAGGUGACCUGGCAUUGCUGGGGAGGCAAGUGCCUCCGCCGGCCCACAUGGGUUUUCGUAAUUCCACAAUGACUCCAGUCUUUCCCUCCACCCCGCCCCUGUGGAGGAAUACAAUGCACAACACCAGCGUAGGUGAAGCUGAAGUCGUUCCUCCUCCGAUCCACCGCAACCUGAAACCUCAGCGAAAAGGAGUUUGUGGCAGUCAGUCUGCGGAGAAGAACAGCAGCCAGAUCCCUGCAGAGGCCACACAUAAAACAAAAGUAAAACCAGCUCCUCUAGACAUAACUCCGGUGUCGCAGGACUGGCAGGAAGUCCCGCCUCCUGUUCGCUCACCUGUCACUCGGACCUUCACUCGGGGUCCGUCCAUUCGUGGGUCAUUCUGGCCGAGCUCGGCCCAAAGCUCAUCCCCAUCCUCUGAUUCUGAUGACCCCGACGACAGCUACGUAACCAUGGUGACCUCCAGCCUCAGUCAAAGUGCUGGGGAGCAGUCGCUGAGGAAGAUGCUGCACCGCGGCUCUGAGGGUGGAGUCAGCAGCCCGUUGGUACAACGAGCUGAAAAACAGGUGGAGUAUCUGGACCUGGACCUCCACACAGGACGAUCGACACCAACAAGACAGAAACGCUCCACAGCAGAAGGUGGGCCCAGCAGCAGUGAUCACGCUGCAGCAGGUGAUGAACGAGCGCGCGGCGACCGCAGGCGGGUGGACUACGUGGUGGUGGAUCCCAAACGGACCAAGGCCCUGAAGAACACCCGGGAAGCGUGGCAUGAUGGGAGGAUGUCCACAGAGAAAGAGAAAAGCUAGACAUGCUGGGGCAAAAAAACUCCCAGCUGUUUGGAUUAACUUCCUCACUAUCAGACAAACAGACAUCAAUGUUUGUUUAAAGCAAUAAAUCUUGUUUUCUUUCUUCUUAAAGGGGCAGUAUCACGUAUUUUGUAUCAAGUACCUAUGUUACCUUCUGUUGUAAAAAUUCUACUCAUGUCAAGUAUGACGUAAAAAGAAAAAAAAACUUUGUAAAUUUAAGCUUUGAAAUUGGGCCUCUGUGUGUUUAAUAGACUCCUGCUCUUUCUUUCAGGAAGUCGUCACAACAUGGCUCCUCCAUUAACCCUUUAGCAUCGUUUUCACCAGCGUUUCACUGAAACUCUCAGCACAUGUGCAGUUCCACCAGGUGUUUGCUAAUUUCUGCUGGCUAGUCUGGAGGAGCUUAGUGGGGGAGCUGCUGAGUGGGGAAAAGAGGCGACAUGCUUUCGGUCCCUUCAGGCGUUUUGCACAGCUGAAUGGUUGCCAUGGAGAUUAAAGGAUUUCUCAAACAUGCUUGAAAGAAUGUGAUGAGGGAAUAAUAUAACAUGAAGUAAAGCACAAAAACGUAGAUUUUUACAUGAUACUGCCCCUUUAAAAGCUCAACCAGAAUGUAAAUCACAAGUAGCUCAUCUGAAUUUUUUUUAGCAUCCUUGUGGUAAAAAUAAUUUAUUUUAAAUUGUACAAUUACACUCCAUGGCCACUUUGUUAGACACACCUCAGUAACGCAAUUUGUAUCUAACUUUAGAAAAGCAUUAAUUCUUCAUAGCUUAGAGAUUUAAUCUAUGUUACCAGAACAACAUCAUCAUAUUGCUGCUGAUCCACUUUUAUUAUAUUUAUUCCAAGUUCUGACCAAACCAUCUGGAUGUGUGAAUAUUUGCACCACAGUUGCCUUUUCUUUCACCUUAAACCUCACAGCUGCUGCUCACUGUGGAUUUUCUGUUUUUUGAAUCAUUUUCUAUAAACCUGAGACGUGGCUGUCUGUUUAAUUUACUAUUUCUGGUAAUAAUCAGUCCACCUGGUGUACCUAAUAAAGUGGCCAGUGAGCGUAAAUCUUUGCUUGUCUAAAAUAAUUUACAUUAACUACAUUUUAGGCAACGUUGAUGCUAUGUCUCAUGGAGGGAGUUUGAGUAAGUUUUUCUGACAUAAGUUCAAACAAGACGCAGAUUUUAUUUCGUGUUUCUGCUGAUUAAAGUUUAGAAUAAAACAGAAAUUAGCAUUUUUUUAUGUGUGUUAAAACAUUAACAACAAAUGUUUCAUAAAUUAGUGAUGACUGCAGGAUUUGUGUUUUAAAGAUAUUUUGGGUGAUAUGAGUUUUAUGAUUAUUUGUCUUUGAACAGUUGGAAUAAUACAAAAAACGCCUUACUGACGUUUUCAAGAGCAAAUAAGCUUAAAUUCUGCUUUGGUCUUUAUUUUAUCUUACAUUUGAUUUAGCAUUUUGACAUUUUUUCAAAGAGAAGUAUUAGAAAAAAGUAACAUUGCUGCCCUGGAAACAAUCCUUUUCCAGAUGUAAUAUUCGGAAUAAACCUGUAACAGACAAGCGUAGUUUAUCCAGUUUAAUUUAGUUAAUUAUCACACAAACAUUACCUGCAGGCAUUUAAUUGAAAUAAAUGUAAUUCAAGUUAAAAUCAGUUGUGUCAAAACAAACAAUGUUAUAUUUGAAUUACCUUGAUGAAUGUUGGCUUAGAUACAUAAUUAACUAUUAAAACCGUAAAUAUGGACAAAAUAAUUCAGGCUAUUUUACAUCAAUUAUAAUCAUCAGUAUCAUGUUUGUUCCAGCCUGAAAAAUGAAACUAAGGGACAAAGUUGAUGUUGGCAUCUCUUAAGAUAUAUAUACUUCUCAUGCUACUUUUGUUUAUGUUGUUAUCAAAACCCAGAAGUAAAAAAAAUGUCAAUCGCAAUAAAAAGAAGAAAAUCAUCUCAGGGUUUUUUCCAACAUAGUUUUAGCGAAACAUCUCUUUAAGCAAUUUCAAAAUCUAAAAACAAUUAUCUGAAAGAAUCCACACUUGUAGGUCACAUCACCAUCAGCAGAAACAAUAAAAUCCAGCAAAAUAUAAUAAAAAAAGUGUCAAAUAUUGAAAACAAAAAAGCUGUGAAAUGUAAAUUCUAUGACUUUAUAGUGUUAAAUUUGGAUAUAAUAUUUAACUGUUGAAUAUUGUGAUUAAAGAAAUAAAAUAAAAUGCAUAA